AUGGCGACUGUCGCUGUAGUGGAAACUCCAUCAGGAAAAGAUGCAAUUGCUGAGGGAUUGUUUGAGCUUUUGAAACCAGCUGUGCAACAGCUUGAUCUUCAUGUACACUCAGUCAGAGAAAGUCAAGUAGAGCUUCGAGAACACAUUGACAAUUUGGCAACAGAGCUGUGCAGAAUCAACGAACACCAGAAGGUGGCACUAGACCUUGACCCCUACGUUAAAAAACUGCUCAAUGCUAGACGCAGAGUGGUGUUGGUAAAUAACAUAUUACAGAAUGCACAGGAGCGUCUGCGAAGGUUGAACCACAAUGUUGCUAAGGAGACGGCACGAAGGAAGACGAUGCUUGAGACAUCUGGAGCGUUUGCUACCCGAUCACCCAGCAAGCCAUGAUGCACCCAGCUGAUGUACCAGAGGCUUCACCGUCGCACUGUGUCCAAAGCCAAGCUACAGACUAUUGUACAUACAUACAUACAUACAUACAUACAUACAUACAUAUAUAUAUAUGCAUAAUAUUCUCACCUGAAGUCUAAGGCUCCUACCUCACAGAGAUGCACUGGGCUAUGCAUAGCAUCCUGCAGCAGCGGAGCAGCACGAUUCACAGAAAACCCUUCAUUUAAAGGUGGUCUGGAAGACUGCAGUGGCUCGUAGACUUAGUAUUGUCUGUCUUUGUUUUUUUUUUUUUUUCCCCCGCAAGAUUACAGUUGACCGUACAAAGUAAAGGAGUGAGUUACAUGGUAAUAGACACCUCCUUUUUCAUGUUUUAAUAACCAUGCAGUUGUUAAUGUGUUUAAUGUACUAGAGAGCUGAAUUUAGCAUGUAUAGAUACUGCCUCUUCGAGGGGAGCAACUUAAAGGAACCAGUGCUUGAUAAAAAAGAGUCAAAAAGCUUGUUUUGCAUUGAGAUUUAAAACUAAAAUGUUAGAAUAUUCAUGGAUAGUUGCAAAUGAUUUUUCAGUGCCCUAGUUGCUGAAUCCCAUUUUGAAAGGUGAAAACGUUCUUUGCUGGAUGGCUUCGACCAUUAGAAGACCAUUUUAAAUGCUACAUAUCGAUAAAUUACACAGUAAAUUAAACAACAGCCCAGACAUUUUCAAUAAAAAGAUUGGGAAAAGAAAAAAAAGGUGAAAGAAUGUUACAGCAGCAUUUUGGUACGACAUGUACAUUCUAGAAUUGAAGAAAUAUUGUCUGAUUGUAAGGAUUCUUAUUAUCCUGUUAUCUUUGUGUCAACAUACAUGUUAGCGUAAUCAUUGUUUCCCUGUAAGGUGGUGAAUCAAGAAUUUUGCACAUGUGUGAACAUCACAAGCAUAAAAUGAGUUCUGUGCUU
Molecule: messenger RNA, 1320 nt
Organism: Chanos chanos (milkfish)
Lineage: Eukaryota; Metazoa; Chordata; Actinopteri; Gonorynchiformes; Chanidae
Gene: snapin
Product: SNAP associated protein
Exons: 4
Coding region: 1-390 (129 amino acids)
Biological process (GO): endosome to lysosome transport; synaptic vesicle exocytosis; intracellular protein transport
Cellular component (GO): BLOC-1 complex; synaptic vesicle; BORC complex
Molecular function (GO): SNARE binding
Source: RefSeq, a predicted model, not a curated record